Sugiyamaella lignohabitans is the source of this 1491-nucleotide messenger RNA. RefSeq names its product ERMES complex subunit MDM34 (gene MDM34). Gene Ontology annotation, molecular function: lipid binding. Gene Ontology annotation, cellular component: ERMES complex. Gene Ontology annotation, biological process: phospholipid transport; mitochondrion organization. Lineage: Eukaryota; Fungi; Ascomycota; Dipodascomycetes; Dipodascales; Trichomonascaceae. The record is from RefSeq and is a predicted model, not a curated record. Bases 1 to 1491 code for a protein of 496 amino acids. The transcript has a single exon.
AUGUCGUUCAAAUUCAACUGGAACUCGUUUAAUGACGAGUCUUUCUACACACGAGCGAAGAAGUUGCUCACUGAUGCGCUGAACAAGUCCAACAAACCUCCUAUUAUUGUCGACAAGAUUAUUGUUCAGGAUUUAUCUCUUGGAAGUGAGGCUCCUGAUUUAGAAAUCCUCGAAAUUGGCGACUUGGCUGAUGACAGGUUUCGUGGCAUUUUUAAACUCACUUAUUCUGGCAAUGCUUCUAUAACUCUGGCUACUAAAGUACAGGCCAAUCCAUUGAAUGUGUAUGCACAGAACGCUCCUGGAUUCUGUAUGCCACAGUUUUUGGGAGCUUCGUCGUCUCUGGCUAUGCCUUUAAAUCUCACAUUGUCAGAUAUAGUGCUUUCAGGAAUUAUCAUUCUGGUGUUUUCAAAAGCCAAAGGUCUGACUCUGGUGUUUAGAAAUGACCCAUUGGAAAAGAUUAAAGUGAGCUCGACGUUUGAUGCGUUACCAGGCAUUGCCAAGUUCUUACAAGUACAAAUUGAGAACCAGAUUCGAGUGUUGUUCCGUGAAGAAUUACCGACGAUUUUACAUAAAUUGAGUCAGAAAUGGACUCCUUCAGGAUCGGAGAUGUCGGAGCUGAUGUCGUUGAAAUCACAUACCUCGUCUCCUAUUUCGACCGAGCCAUCGUCUCCACGACUGAAACCAGUGUCGCUGAUGGAAAUUAACCCUGAUAUGCCUGAGUUCAGUCCUACAAAUAUGCUCAAAUUAGAAGCUCUGUGUGCCAGUCAACGAACACUCAACUUGUUCACACCCGCUAUCCCGGAAGCUGUAUACCGGUCCAGUUUAGAAUCUUUUGAGAAUGCUCGACGCAAAAAUGGCCGCGAUGUACAGAGUCUUGUUGGCGGCGACGAUUUGUACGAUGUCAUGAGACUACAAACCAAACAGGCUCAAAACAGAUCUUCCAACAUCACACCCAAACGACGAGUUAUCAAGAUUAAGCGUAACAAGGCAUCCGACUCUACAAAUUCUGAUACUCCUUCUGCCGAGGCAUCUGCUGCUUCUACACCUAUUUCAUCAAGUACUCCAACAUCUGCAUCGACAGCCACAUCUGCUUCUUCAAAUACCACCUCCAGCACCAACACUUCUUCGUCCCUCAGCCCUUCAUCUUCUAACACAUCUUCCAACUCUUCAGCCGAUCUGAACUCGUCGAAAACCACAUCCAUUGCAUUUUUACCGGUCAUUGACGAGUCUCUGGCCUCGACGUCUGCGAUCCCUUCACUCGAUCUCAAACUUCCAAGACAGCGACGCGAGUCGAUUCUUAAACCUACUUCGAUCCUUGAACAAGACGGAAAGCAAGCUCCUUCGUCCAAACAUGAACACGAACAUGUUCACUGGACCCAUGAAAACGCUCUCCCCAAAGAUAAACUGUUCAAAGACUUCUUCAGUCGCAACGUCAACAUCCGUCCCGACGACCAUACAAACAACCCACCUCCACCGGCCUAUGUCGCCUAG